CACCAGGAGUUCAAAGUUUUGAUCCUUUCCUUUGCUGUCUUUGUUGUCGUCGCUUCAGGAGCGACAGUUUAUAAAAGUGGAGAAGAUGAGAAAAAGGUAAGGUGACAAGCCGAUACAUUUUGAUGUACGUAUUACUUUUCGAAUUUCAUUCCCGUGAUGGUGUAUCGGCGUUCAAAACCAAUGAUAUUCUACAGCAGGCUAAGUUUUCUGCAUUAGUCACUUGAAAAGCAAGGGAGUUACUUGUGCUAAUUUCAAAAUGCUGUUAAGAGAAAUCGAGCAUCUUAAUUUUCCCUCUAGAGAAUCGACACUCCUCCACGUCACGAAUCCUAGUCAACCUCGUCCCCAGGGCUUUUCCCUUCCCAUCCAUUUUUUAAGGGAAAAGCCCUGGGGACGAGGUUGGAAUCCUAGUCAGCAUUAUUAACCGGUGGGUGACAAAAAUCUUAAGCUUCGGAAUGGCUAUUUCGAAAAUAAUAGCCGCUUAAAAAUCCUAUGAUAGUCUCUGUUGUUCUAAACAAGGCGCCGGAUUUCUAACGAGUUCGAUUUCUUCAUCAGUGAAGAUACAUUUCAAAGUUAACUGUGAUGUUCUCGUUUGCAAUUAUUUGAAAUUCUUUAUUUUAAAAUUCUUGCAAGGCCUCGUAGCGUUCCAAAUAGGUGGAAUGGUUAACACUCAGUGAUUAUGAUUGCUUACUUUUUUUACCUUGAACGAUAAGGUUUCGGAGUACAAAGUUAAAGUCAAGGAUGGAGACAAAGAUCUAGACGAAACUAUUAAAAUUGACACCAAAAAGGAAACAGAAACCUUUCACAUCGCAAGUAAUGGCGACACCAGCCCCGAUGCCCCUGGAGAGGUCGAUGUUGUUUACGAUUUCAAACAGGUGAGUUUGUAGGUCAGAAAUUGAAAUAUGGCAUAUUCCCUUCCUUUUCCUUUUUUUACAUUCUCUCUUUCCUUUACUUUCGUCCUUCCUACCUUCCUUCUUUUCUUUAUUCUUUAUUCUGCGUCGUCUUUUCAGAAUGGCCUACUUUUACUGCUCUCUUUCUCUCUGAUUUCGCGCAUUUAAGCCUUGUUUAUUGACAAUGCACCCCUUGCGCGUGUAAUAAUAUUUUUUAAAUGGUUGCUGCCAAGUAAAUAUGUGACUGUUUUCCUUUUGUCUUUUGGUGUAGAACAUGGCAAUGCACCGAAUGUCCAAUCAGAAAGCUUGUUUUCUGAGCGACUCUACUGACAAUCUACCAAAACCAGCUGACCUUAAGAAAUUACUUGAAACGGUAAGUACAUUCUCAGAAGUUGUUUGUUUAGUACCUCUGAAGCUGAUGACAUUCACGUAAUAGAAGAGAAAUAGAACACUUGCUGGGCUCUAGGGUUUUUCGGAUUCAUUAGUAUUGAUCAAUACUACCAGUUUUACCAUUGUUUCUUACAUAUUUCUCCCCCCCCCCCCUCCUUGAAUGAAUGAAUGAAUGAAUGAAUGAACUUUAUUCACUGCAAAUAAAGUUAAUUCAUUCAUUCAUGCAAUUCUACAUCUAACGAUAUUGGGACAGCUUAUUAGAUUUUAAUCACAUCGAAGGUCCUCUUUUUUGUUUAUUUUGCAUUUCCGAGGGCUAAUUUAUUUGUGUAUAGUAUUUCAGCCGUUUGCAGCAUUCGGUACUGUUUUGUAAGAUUUUUCACAAAAGUGCAAAACCUGACAUUAUAGCUUUAAAAAAUACUUUUAAAUGUUAGGGGUGAUGAAUGGUCCAUUAAAAUUUUUAACUGCUCGCAAAAUUUUCCCUUUGCUCGAUUUGCUCGCAAAAUUUAAACGAGUGAUCGCUUGCUCGUGCUCCCAAAAUUUUUGCAAUUGCUCGCAAGCUCGCUUUCUUGUCAGUAUUGCUCGAAAUUUUGUAAAUCCUUCCUUGGGUUAAAGUAAAUGUAAUUCUGUAUGGUGCUUAAUUCCUAUUCCUAUAAUAUGGCUAUCAAGUUCACUGGAAAUGCACGCGAUUAAUGACAACGAUAAAUAAUAAAUUAGCUAAUUUAGCUUAUAUGGUUAUAUUUGGUUGUUACAUAUGGUUGUUCUUCUUGUGACCUUCGCUUUCUGAUCCGUACGAACACAUGCGUGAUGAAGUGAAGCGAAAAUGUAACGUCAUUUGGCAUCAAACGCGACUGUAAUUGGUUAGAUCUCGAUAAGGUGUCACUCAAACUUCCUUCAACGAACUUGGUGCGCUCUAAAUUACAACCCCGUUUUAAAAUAUUUUCUGUUUUAUUUUAAAGAAAAGGAUUUCCAUAGCUGAAAAUAUAAGAAGUGCUUGCCGCGCUACUCCCGAGUUGUACCCUCUAAACUACUCGCUGCUCGCAAAGCUAAUUUCGUAUCUCUGCUCGUGCUCGCAAAAAUAUCGCAGUGCUCGCAUGCUCGCGAAUGCUCGCAAAGACCAUUCGUCACCCCUAAUGUUGAGCAAGAUCUAACUUUUAGGUUUUGGCAUCGUUCAUUUGGAGAUUUAUUUGUGCAGUGUGAUUAACACUAAAGGUUAAGUAAAGGGAAAAAGUUGGUAACGUGCUACAAAACUACGCAACCCUUAUUAGGGGGGCGACCAUUUAACUUUUGAGAGGAGUGGGUGGGAAAGGGUGAUUUCAAAAAAAUAUAUAUCUUGCAGACUGAUUUGGAGAGGAAAAAAUUCUUGCAAGGAAAUACCUUGCUAAUAAAAACUCCUACGCUGGAAAAAAUAUCUUUUAUGGCGUAUAAUGUUGGGAAAAAAAAUCUUAAUCCAUUGUGUGUCAGGAAAAAAAUCUAUCACUAGAAAUUUGGGAAAAAACAAAUUCUUACACAAACCAAAUUACCCAUAGCCACCCCUCCCCCCACCCACUCAAAAGUCAAAUGGUCGGCCCCUUAUUAGGAAUAGACAAGGAGCCUUUGAAGAAAAGGGUUUCUUUUGGAGAAUGAACCCAUACUCCCAUAUGAAGAAUUCAUCAUUAAUCGCGAUCAGAGAUUUGUCUCAUACAUUUUGGCGUUGACGGUAGAAAAUCCGUAGCGACUCGUAAAGAAUUUUGCUUUCUUCCCUUCAGCAAUCAAACCAGGAUAGCAGCCAGGCAGAGACACAAGGGGAGACUGAAUAUGCCGUUGUUGGUACUGUCAAUGACCGCUCGUUCCUGAGUGAUGAAAUGGCCGCCAUGUGUGCUAAGUUGCCCAUUUAUCGCAUCAAGCAGAGAAACCUC
Porites evermanni is the source of this 3172-nucleotide messenger RNA. The record is from the annotation of a GenBank genome assembly. Lineage: Eukaryota; Metazoa; Cnidaria; Anthozoa; Scleractinia; Poritidae.